This is a messenger RNA of Daldinia caldariorum, 2812 nucleotides long. RefSeq lists its product as uncharacterized. Bases 106 to 2517 code for a protein of 803 amino acids. The transcript is spliced from 5 exons. Gene Ontology annotation, molecular function: protein binding; damaged DNA binding. The record is from RefSeq and is a predicted model, not a curated record. Lineage: Eukaryota; Fungi; Ascomycota; Sordariomycetes; Xylariales; Hypoxylaceae. Gene Ontology annotation, cellular component: Mre11 complex. Gene Ontology annotation, biological process: mitotic G2 DNA damage checkpoint signaling; double-strand break repair via homologous recombination.
UCACCCCGCUUCUUUUGACCUGGAAGAUACAACUUAUUGUAUGGAACCACUGCAACUUUAUUGCGCGGGUCUGCUCAAACCCGCAGCCCGGCGUUGAAUCCAACCAUGUGGCUCCUGGAAAACGAGGGCGACGCCCUCGGUGGGAAACGGCUUUGGCUGCGACCAGGAAAGCGAUACCUCUUUGGUCGAACCGUCGCUGAACCUGAUGCGAAGUUAGCUGGACAGCUUGCCAUUAAAGGAGAAGGAGCAGAAAGAGUGUCGCGAAAGCAUGUCACUGUACAAGUCGAUCAAGUAAACGAGGGAGAUGGCGAAAAUGUGUUGAGUCGAUCACGCAUCACGAUAGAAGACCUAGGCUCAAAGGGCGGAACGCGAAUCAAUGAUGAGAAGAUUAAAGGGGAAAAGCGCGUUCUCUCUCGAGAUGUCAACACCCUCCAGAUGGGCACAUUUCCGCCUAAAUUUCGUAUUACUUGGUUUCCCGUAGUCCUGAGCUUCUCCUUUACUGCUAAUCAACUCCGCGCGGAUCCUUUAUCUAAGCUCCGCGAAGACCUUGAGCAACUUGAUGUCAAGUUUAUUGCUCGCUAUGACGUCCGGUCGACAACCCAUGUCGUAUCGAAGAAGAGGAACGUACCAAAGGGCUUACAAGCCCUAGUGAACGGGCGAUACCUCGUUACUGAAGGGUUUUACAAUGCUAUUAUCACUGCAGCGACGCCUGAGAAUGAUAGUGAUAGUGUGGCAACGAGCGCGUUGGAAAACGACUUCGACGCGAAUUGGCCAGAUGCCAUGCAAUUUGUCCCACCCCCAGGAGACGAGGCAGUCCCAAGACCAGUGGAAGCUUUUGCUCCUAACCCUGACCGUGCCGAGAUCUUCUACGGCUACACCUUCGUGUUUUACAAUAGAAAGCAAUACGAUAACCUCCUCGAACCCAUAACAACUGGCAGGGGUAAAGCGCUACUUAAUGAAGUAGUCGAAGGAGAAACACAGAUUGACGACUUUAUUAGGUACGUCAAAGGCGUAGCAGGGGAGAAAGGCAUGGGAGAGUUCGAAGAUGGAAGUGAGGGCAAAGGCGUUGUCGUUGUCAGAUGGAUACCCAGUCCUCCUCAGAACGCCGAUUGGUUCGCCGACUUUUAUAGAUCCGUCUCGUUAAGGUUGGAUCAUAGACUUAUCGAUCAGAAAGAUUUUCUUGACGCGAUUCUUAAUAAUGAUGCCAGUGUUCUACGGCGGCCUCUCGAGGCUGAAGUAGAGCCGCAAACAUCACAAGCUGAAGCACAGCGUUCAAACGAAGAAGCUAUGAACGUAGACAGAGAUGAGCCCCCAGCUCAGCCAUCUAAACCACCGUUCCGAAGGCGGGCAAGAGGGGCUAUGAAGAGUCGCUUCAAAGGUUUCGACGUGGAUUUAGAGGAUGAUGAUAUACGAGAAGGUAUUCCAACUAUCCCAGCAUCUGAGGUGGGAGUCGCGGAGUCACAAGAAGGACUUUUCGUAUCACAGGACGGUGCUAUGGAGGAACCAGAAGAGAUGGUCCACUCAAGCCGGCAGUCGCAGCGAAAACGCCGCAGCCCGCCAUUACUGGAACGUCAAGAAACGAUAGACGAUUUUGCGCCUACAGCUGCUCAGGUGAAGCGUCGGCGCAUUGCCGCUGGGGAAGAUCCCAUUCCUCGCAAACCAACACCGGAAGCGCCUAUAGUAGAAUCGCAGCAGGCCAGAGCCAAGGCCCAAAAGAUCAAAAAGGAAAUAGACAUUCUUGAUGUAGCGCGACAACAUAGAGAAGACGCAGAAGCUCGCGCAAAGGCCGAAAGGGAAGAACUUGCUACCGCACCAGAGGGCCUCGACCUAGCAGAGAUCCGCCGCCUGCACAUUGAGGAGCCUAUGGAACUACGCCAAGCGCCGUCAAUACGCACCCGGGAUCAGGAUGUAGCCGACGGCCGCUGGGAUCCCGCAUGGAAUGGGCGGAAGAACUUCAAGAAAUUUCGUACCCAGGGUGCUGCUCAGGGACGGGCGCCACAGCGGAUUAUCGUGGCACUCGAAGAAGUUAAGUCAAAAGGCUUUGGUAUCGGCGAUGACUACUGGCUUGAAGACGAAAGUCAGCAUCGGAAACGGAAGAAGCAAAGCCAAACGCAUAGUCGGAGCCGAAGCACGGCCGAAAGAGAUGAUCUUCAGGCAAGCAAUACACCAGUGCAGAAAGUCGGAAACCAGAGGCAAAAACUUUCCACUGAAGUUCUUCCCCCGGUAGACAGCAGCGAAGACGAGCAGCAUGGUAUGGAGGACGAGAGUGAAGAUGCUAUUAUAGCUCCUCCAUCAAGGACACGGACAAGUAGAGUGUCACAACAGACCUCACAGUCGCAAUCAACCAGAUCAACGCCACAGAGCACAGUUCAGAAGACGCAACCAUCGAGAGCAUCUAAGCGCGUAGCACCGCCUCCUGCUAAAGAGCAACCAGCAAAGAGAUCUCGAACAGGAUUUGUUGCUGCUAGCGAUGACGAGAGCGAUGACGGGUUACGGUUCAGGUUUGGGAAAAGGUGAAGGGGUCUUGAAGUUGUUAAAUGUUAAUUGUUGUCUCCUACUAGAUGGUAUUGUAUCUAUAUAAAGGGGUAUCUCGCUUCUAUACCUAAUUUACCAUAUGCUAACCAUGAAUAUAUCCCGGGGCCGUCAGACCUAAGCAGACCCAAUUUCAUGCUAAUUGGUGUUGCUUAUUUACCCGUUUUUCUAACAAAUACACAACCCACGCUAUGCUGUACAGUUAUCUAUAUCCAAUCCGACACCAUCCUUUUGUUUGUACAAAGGUAGUCCACGGUUUUGUUUUGAGUCACAUAUAGGG